UUAAAGAAGUUGUCAUUAUGUAUCAUUUGUGUUUGUUUUAAUGGAAAUAUAGCGAUUGAAAUCAUGUUAAACUGGGCACUACAUACUUCAGACUGCCUUCUUCUCCGAGGCCCCAAGUUAAACAUGGCUUCCGUGGAUGAGCACAUGGCUGAUUCUUCGGGAUCCAAACUUCACAGACCGAUUCGCAAGGAGGUUUUAGAUCUUUUCUGGGAGAUAGCGGAGCAUCAGGACAAGAGGAGGUUGGAUGCAGUGAGGGGAAUAGUAGCAGAGUUGAAGAAAACUCAGGAUGAGCACAAAGCGACUGGGAAGACUGUUCCCCCGUACAGCCCAGAGAUUGGCUAUGCUCUGACCCGCCUGGUCCACGGUCUCGCCUCCAGCCGCAAGGCGGCCAGGCAGGGAUUCUCAACAGCCUUGUGCGAGCUGUUACAUGAAGUGCCGGCCAUCCCUCUGGAGGAUGUACUGCAGCUCAUCCAGAAAGACCUUCAGGUGGCCAGGGAGGAGAGAGGGGCCAUGUUUGGAGAGCUGUUCGGCUACCUUGCUGUGGUGCAGAGUGGGAGGCUUGCUGACUGCCCGGCAGAGACGGUGGUGUCUGUGUUCACAUCUCUCCACAGUCUGAGGAAGCACAAGCCUUACUUACAGCACAUAGGUGUUCAGGCCAUAGCCCAGAUGUUUGAUCAGCUGUCAGAAGAGACCUUCACCGUCCACCUGUUCCCCCUCCUCCGGGAGGAGCUACAGAAGGGGUGGAACACCUGCACACCUGAGACUCUGUUCCUCCUGCUCAAGGUACAGGAGAACUUUCCUGGGGUGGUGGACAAGACGUUCCUGAAGAAACACUGGGGAUACAGGGACAUCUUUCGUAAGGAAAACCUGGAGGCCUUGGGACAGGUAAUUAUGGCCUCUGCCACUGCCCACCCCAACUUCCACGCCGUCUGUGUUCUAAUCCUCACAAGUAUCUGUAAAGACAAGGCUCAUUUUCCCAUCUUCUGGGACAAAAUUGUGAACGUCACCCUCUGCACGGCCAGCCACGAGCGAAAACUUCUCGCCUUCAAGUUCUUGGAGCACGCCCUUCCCCUGCUUGACGCUGGACAGAUUUCUCAGGCGAUGUCUCCCAGUCUGCUGAAGAUGCUCAUUAACAAUCUGGUGUAUCCGGACAGUUUUCACUCCGCAGCGGCCAAGCAGCUGUGCCAGUUCCUUGCCAGGUUUGUGAAGUCGUGCUCCGAGGCUGACAGACAGCUGGCAGUGUUGAUGUCCCUGCUGCACAAACCUGGGACGAUCCACUUCGACAGCGUCACAAAGACUCAGACCGUAGCUUCCAUCGUCAGUGGACUGAACGCCGAGGCCGUGCUGAGAUAUGCCGAGUGGCUGAAGAAGGUGUUUUUAACAGGGACGGACUCAGACGAAGAGAUCAAAGAAGGGAGCAUCGAAUCUCACAGGAGAUGGGCGAGCAACCAGCUUGUUCACGUGGUGAAAAACCCCUCCCUGGUCAGAACUGAGCAGUGGCUGUUGGACACGACAAAGUUUCUGUUUCUCCACGCAUUUUUCAAGAUUAGAAAACCCAUAGCGGGCGACGCGGUUUGCGACAAGUCUCCUGCGUUCGAGCUGUCGCCGGAAAGUACCAAGCUGGCAGCGCAGCACUUCAACAGUGUCCUGUCCACCCUCGGCACCAUGCCUAGCUUCAAGCAGGAGGGAGCCAAGCACAGUCUACCCGGAACACGGUCGAACGGUGACUUUUGGGUCUACAGCCUGGUACAGUUUGCCAACAGCCUUCUCAGCGACCAAGACCGUUUCCAGCCCCUCGUACAGUUCCCUGAAGAGUUGAUGGAAUCGUGGAGCGAAAUGUUGUCGAACGUUGAAGCCAUGAGGAAGAAAGCGGCGAAGGGGUGCAAGGUGUCGGAGAGUUUCCAACUCCUGACCCUGAACCUGGGGAUUCAGAUGUUCACAGAUGCGGAUCAGGUGGAGGAGGUUCUGUCUGAGCUACAUACUUGCUACGAGAAGGCCACAGAGAAGAGGAGAAAAUCACUCAAGAAGGGAGAAGAAGAUGAGCCCCACUGGGUGGAGGUGGUAGUUGAGAUCCUGCUGAGCCUGCUGUCGCGCCCCUCCCACCUGCUUCGGUCGGUCGUGGAUAACGUGUUCCGCGUGGUCUGCCCGCAGAUCACCAGGAAAGGUCUGCAGCUGAUCCUGGACGUGCUGGAUCCAGGGAGGGAGGAGGAGGGGGAGGGUCAUGUCAUGGUGGAGGACUUUGAUGAAGAUGAAGAAGAGAUGGGAGAUGAGGAAGAUGAAGAGUUAGGGGAAGGAGAGAAGAAAGAGCUGAAGCCCAACGGAGACCUGGGGAGUGAAGAGGAGUCUGAUAGUGAUGAUGAAGAGGAGGAGGAAGAGGGCCCAAAUGUUGACGAGGAGUUUAAAGCUAAGAUUAAGGAGGCGCUUGGGAAGGCUGCUGCACCACACGAUGAUGAUGACGACGAUGCAUCUUCCACGGCCAGCGAUGAAAGCAAUCUCAGCGACUCAGCCAUGAUGAAACUCGACGAAUCCCUCUCCAAGAUCUUCCGCGCUCAACGAAAAUCCGCCAAAGCCACCAAGAAGGAGGCAAAGAGGCUCAUGACGGACUUUAAACAGAGAGUCACGGACCUGUUGGACAUCUUCCUCCGUAAGCAGCCGUCUAACCCUCUCGUUCUAGAACUGGUGGAACCGCUUCUGAGGAUCGUACAAGACUCCCUGCGGAAGAGCGAGGAACACAGCCUUGCUGAGAAGGUCGCAGGUCUCUACCGGAACAAGCUGUGUAAGAUUAAGGAGUAUCCCGUGUUGGAGAGACCGGAUAGCGAGGGACUGCAUGCAGUGUUGAGUAACAUUGUACAGGUGGCAUACAUGGCCCCAUCUGUCUACCUGGUCUCACUGGUGUCAGCUGGGUGCCUGUUCCUGCUGCGAGUGUUGAGAGGGAAGACAUCCCCUGCGGAACCCUCGCCUGUCAAGACCAGGGCCAAGAGGAAGAAGGAGAAGCAGACAGAAGACAAGUCGUCAGCCUCAGAGGACCCAGACUUAAAGACUGGCUACAUAGAUGUACAGAAGGUAGUGGAGCUGUACAGGAGUGCCCUGGAGAACUUCAUGACACGGCGUGACAGCCACAUCCACGCCGUGCUGUUUGAGGACCUGGUGCAGCAUUUCCCUGUUCUCGGCUGGGAGCUGGCUGAACCUCUCACUGGAUACAUCACCACUGGAGUACAGAUCUACCGCCGUACGCAGGCCUGCCACCUCCUCCUCAGACUAAUGAACACCCACCAGAAGCCGGCCGACCCUCGGCUGUGGGCCUCGUUCGUCUCAGGUCUGUCCGAGAAGGUAGGAGAGGUCCUGCACGGGGUCAGUCAGGGGGUCACCGAGGCCAAGCCCAAGUUCCUGCAGGAAGUGCUGAGGACCCUACAGGCACUGAUUAAAGCUGUGGAGGGCGACUGUAAGAUGUUGAAUGCCCAACUUGUGGAUGCUGUAGAACACUUCAGCCAACAGGAGGUGGCCACACGGUCCAGCGUCAUCACAGGACUCUGCAAGAACUGUCUUAAACUCAUGGGGCACAGCACGAAUCUACCAACUAGUAAGAAGGCGAAGAAGAGGAAGUCAUCAGACAGACAGGCCCCAGAAGACCAACCAGAAGAGACCCCUAGCAAGAAGACUAAGAACUCCAAGCAGAGGGAGGAACGCACAACUGACAAAGACAACCUUUCUAUCACUGUCAACAAUAAUGGACAUGGACAUGCUGACGCAAUGAAACAGAAGAAGCAUAAAAGAAAACAUGACCAGUCAAACAAAGAGACUAAAGAAGCGAACAAGACAGUACAACAAAAUCUUACAUCUUCUAAUGUAGGGCAAAACUUAGAGAACAAAGCAUCUAAGAAAAAGCAGAAAUUUACCAAAGUUAGAAACAAGCCCCAAAGUGUGACAGGUAACUAAUUUAUCAGAUGUAAAGAUAUGUAAAGAUGUUAUGUUUGCAAUUCUUUGUUGCAAUCAUUGCAAAUUUGUAACACUGCAGGGACUGUGUUUGUUAGAUCUUUGUUACUUAAAAUGAACUCUUACUUAUGAAAUCUUUGCAAACGUUAUCAACUUUGGUUUAUGAAGCAAGUCAGUAUUUAUCACUGUAUCUUUUGUUUUAAAGUUGUUUGAGAUGAUUAGGCUAUGUUUCAGGGUAUUACUCUGUGAAAGACAGAAUAGUUAGUCAUACUGUAAUAUAGUAAACAAAACAAAAAGAAUUUUAUAAACUGUGUAGCUAAUCCAAUAUUAUUGUUUCUUAUUACAGUAAAAUCUAUUUUGUAAUGAUUUAUAGACGAAUCUUGUUCAGAAUUCAGAAAAGAAUUGACCACAUAAUUGUUGAACAACUUUAUUGUUAGUAUUCUUAAAUACUAUCCUCUGAAAAUGUGACAAAAAAGAAAUAACAGCUGAAUAGUAGUCAUCAAACUACAUCAAUAAGAUAUACAGUAUGGAGAAAAAGGAUGUUCACUGUAACACCUUCUGGUUUAUAAAAAAAAUUGAUCUCUUAA
Messenger RNA from Branchiostoma belcheri (Belcher's lancelet), 4520 nucleotides. RefSeq names its product myb-binding protein 1A-like protein. Gene Ontology annotation, cellular component: nucleolus. Gene Ontology annotation, molecular function: transcription corepressor activity; transcription factor binding; sequence-specific DNA binding. Bases 64 to 3936 code for a protein of 1290 amino acids. Gene Ontology annotation, biological process: regulation of DNA-templated transcription. Lineage: Eukaryota; Metazoa; Chordata; Leptocardii; Amphioxiformes; Branchiostomatidae. The record is from RefSeq and is a predicted model, not a curated record. The transcript is spliced from 15 exons.